ACAGCUGAAGUCACAAAGUGUUGGGAGGGGCAGGUUACCAGCAGGGUACAGCUGUGAUAUGGGACUCAAAAGGGAGAAAGCAUAAGCUGGGAAGGGCUUUGGCCAGGGCCUAAGCUAUCUCCAUCUUCAGCUCCAGAGGCCUGGUCAUAUCAAAAACAUAGGCAAGAAUGACAUCCGAACAGCAGAGAAGCACAUCCAUUGAAGAGACAAUAAAAUCACAGGAAAGGGAGUUAGCAAUCACCGAAACCCUGUGGGACCAGGUGCUAACAGCCUUUAAAGGCAUCCAAAAGGAGCUUCAGGAAGACGCUCGGAUUCGAGGCAUGAGCAACCGUUAUAUGACAUCCAUGCCAUCUGUAGCCCCCAGGACUGGAAGUGUCAAGCCUCCAGAUUUCUCUACAGCCCCAAAGUAGGAUCACAACUCAACUCUGGAGAGCAGCCAUCAGAAACCAUCCCUACAACCUAAGAACAUUAACUCGAUGACCAGCCAGCCUUCUACCCUAGACUCUAACUCUGUCAUCAAGAAGGGACGCCUGUGUUUCUUCCAGGGCUCAGCUCAGUUGCCUGAUAAGCAAAGGCUAUAAGACAGACAUCCUCAUUGCCAGAGUCUAUGGCAGCAACUGGGAACUUGGAAACCAACUGAGAACCAGGCACAUCCGAACUGCCAAGCAAAGAACCCAGCAGAUAAACAAUGGAGAAAUAAAUGUGAUGUAAACAAA
Mesocricetus auratus (golden hamster) is the source of this 716-nucleotide messenger RNA. It is a transcript of the gene Lyldt1, whose product is annotated as chromosome unknown C12orf54 homolog. The record is from RefSeq and is a predicted model, not a curated record. Lineage: Eukaryota; Metazoa; Chordata; Mammalia; Rodentia; Cricetidae. The transcript is spliced from 9 exons. The coding region runs from base 168 to 410 and encodes 80 amino acids.